AUGCUAUCUAUGUAUGAUGCUGAUGAGGAUGAUAUGGAUCAUUGUGAAUGGUGUGACGACAGUUUUUAUGACAAAGAUUUCAUGGAUGUUGACGAUGAGAUGUAAGUAAAAUAUUAUUAAGUAUAAUAGUAAGAUUGAGAUUUUCACUCUGCCUUGGAACUCCAAUUAUUUUGUGAAUACAUGUUGUCAAGGGCACUUUUGAAUGUUGUCAGGUCACUGUCAGGCAUUGAAGGGUAAAAAGUAAACAAAGUUCAAUUAACAGAAUUUGUGAUUGACAAGUAUUGUGGGAUAUGAGAGGACUAUGAAAAUAAACAAUCCAAAUUAUUAUUUAGAAGCAAAAUGUAAAAACUUUGAUUCAAGAAUGUUGAAAUCAAAGAUGUUAUUUUGCAAGUAGUUUUAACUAAGCAAGCACUCUGAUAGCAAUGCCUUUUACACUGACUAACAGCACCUUGACAACAUUCAAAUAUGGCCUUGACAACGUAGUACCACCGCCUUGAUAACAUACAUUGUGUGGUGAUAAAGUUUUUGUAAAUGUUCAAACAUUUAAACUAAACAUUUGGCAUUCCAAGGUUGAAUGAAAUCACACUAAUUAUUUUGCUUUAUAAAGUGAGAUUAUGAUAGUGAAAGUCACAUUGUAUCAGUUUACCAGUAAACAGACCAAUCAAAAGCAACUUUUCAUACCAGAAAAAACAUGGAGGUCAGAUUUUCCCUUUCAUGUUGAAGUAUUGAGAAUUCUUCAUGUGUACUUUGGGUUUUCACCCAUACCAAAAACAUAGUAAUUGAGUGUAGUUGUAGAACAUAUGUAUUAUGGGCCCAUGGCUAGCUUGGCUUAAAGUGGGAAACCCAUACCUACAAGUAUUAGUAUUGAAUUCAUUGUAGUAAAUGCAGUACUAUUUUCUUUUGAAGUUUUGAAGAGGCGGAAGGAGAUGUGACAUUAACUGCAUCAGAGGGUGAAGAUGAACCAUCAGAGCUUGAUCAUACUAAGGGAGAGGAAGAUAUGGAUGUGAGCUAUUUUGAAGAAUGGGAUAGAACUAACAUAGAGGUACAGCAUGGUCCAGAGACAAGGGAUGAUUGGGCACAGAGAUUAUUAAAACAGCUGAAAGAAGAAUUUGAUAAAGUGAAUGUUGCAGGAAAACAGAGCCAGAUUUUCGCAGACCAUGGUCAACAGAGUCGAUCAGUUGUUGAGGUAGAUAUAUUGCUGGAAUUAUUUAAAAACAAUUGCCAAAUGCAUCUAUGUACUGGACAAAGUAGAGUUGAAAAUUGGAAAGCUGAUGGGGGUGUUUUAAUAAUCACAUGGAGAUGCUGUCAUGGUGGGGUCUGGUCGUCAUCAAAGGUUUUAUGCGUAAAGAAGGAACAGAAUGUGUACACCACUACCAUAAUGAUAGCUGCAGCAAUUAUUAUUAUAACAGGUGGUGGCAAUUAUGAAAAGUUUGCACUAUUUUGCAAAUUUCAUGGUCUGUCAUUCAUCUCAAGGUCAACUUUUAUGAGAAUCCAAAAGAAGUAUGUGAUUCCUGAGAUCAAGAGAUUUUGGAAAGACAUGAAGGCAUCGAUAUGGAAAAUCUUUUUUGGGGAAAGCAUCAUUCUUUGCGUUGAUGGCCGAAAUGAUUCACCAGGUUUCAGUGCUAAGUAUUGUGUGUAUGUACUUAUGGAGCAGUUUGUCAAUGUAAUUGUAGAUAUCGAAGUUGUAGACAAGCGUGAAACUGGUGGGGUGUCAACCAAUAUGGAAGUUUAUGGACUGAAAAAACUGUUGGAACGUGUUGUUGGUGAGAUUGUUGUGUCAGAAAUUGUGACAGAUGCUUCCACGGCAGUUGCCACACUGGUUAGAAGAAUGAAAGGUAUAAUAAUAGUAGUAAUGGAUUAAAACAUGAAAAUUAGGUGCAGGAAAAAAAAUAUUUCAUGUCUUCCCAUUAUGUUUUAAUGCAUUGUGUCCUAAUGCACCUACAUUAUUAUUUUACUCUGUCUAAUGCCAGAUGAUUUUCCUAGACAAUCCUGUUCAUCAAGGGGAGAUGGCGCUGGCUCUUAUAAAUGGGUUAAUUAAUUAAAUAUAUUUUAUGGAUUUUUAGAUAAAUAUCCUAAUGAAUUUGGUAACCUGUUUCAUGCGCUUGACAUUUGGCACAAAUCUGUAAAGUUGACAAAGAGGCUGUCAAAGGUGAUAUUUAACUUCACUCCCUUAUACAAUAUACUGUACGUUAUUGUGUCAUUUAGGAAUAUAUAGUAAUCAUUAAAUUAAAUAAAACAUAAUCUCUUUAAGUGGUGAACAUGGGGGAGAGGAUUAUUUUAGACAAAAAAAGUUUAACUAAAAUUUCUAGCUACAAACAUUGGUCAAAUGCUGACACCCUAAAAUCCUCUCAAGUGUCUGUGAAAGUACAUCAUCUUUGCUAUAGAGUCAUAUUUUCCUAAUUGAGAUGUUCGGUUUGAAUAUUUUUGGUUUUAGGCUGCAAAAAUUAAGGGUUGUGAGGUGCUAAGCGAGUGGACCGAACCAAUACGAAACCACUUCUGGUAUGUUGCACAAGAAAGUAAGGGCAACACAGAGAAAUUAAAGGUGAGGAAAGUACUAACUUUCACGUUAGAUUGUUACCCUUAUAUAUUAUAGUUAAUACUAAUCAGGGUUUGAAUUAACGGUGUGAAAAUACUGGACCAAAUAGUGAACAUUGCACAUCACUUUUCCAAAUGUUCUGUGGAAAAUCAGACUUGGAAACUAUUGGGACUAUUUGCCUUAUAAAGUAGGGCAUAUUGGAGCUUAUUGGUUCAAUGAAUACACUUUAGGACAGCUAGUUUGGAGUUUUACAUCAUGUUGUUGGUGAACACGAAUGGGCAGAUGGUGAGUGCACACAUGGUCCUCUUGUUUCCACUGUAGAAAACAAGACCUUGAUGGAUAAGGGUUCCAAGGCAAUGGAGGCUUUGCGGAAAGUGGUGAUGGAUCCUCGCUUUCUUAAUGCUUUGCACCAUUAUGUAACAUUCAGGUAUAUUGACCGGUCAUGGGACUUUACAGUGCAUUUCUCAUUAUACACCUGCAGUAAGUUUAUAAUAGGCCCUUCACAGCUGGCCCUGUGUCAUUGCUCUCCAUAACAAUUAAAAUUGUCUAGCGCUAGGGGUAAAAACAAGGGGGGUAAAAUCACUUUUGCAUAACAAUAUAUCUGUGCUUUGUCUCACUGUAAUCCUUUGUUUCCAAACCCCACUGAUUUCAAUAUUCUCCACUCACUCAUUGUUCUCAACUGAUACUAUUCAAUAAUUACACCUAUGGUGUUUACACUUGCACUUGUUGUUUGUGACUUGACUUCUAUUGUGAUUUUCUUCUUCUGAUGGAUGUGAAUGAGUAGAUGAGUUAUCAAUGUUCUGAGUACAUAUAUACCCUCAUCUGAACAUUCAUAAUUCAUUCACUCUUUCACAUCCAUCAGAAAAAGAAAGUUGCACCUAAAAUCUCUGCAAAAAGUGGAAAUAUAAAAAUUGUGAAGUCAUGUGAAGUAAUGAUUUAUUUAUUAGACACACCAGCAAGCUAGAAAAUUUCAAUUCAAUGCUUUUGAAAUAUACACCAAAGCGAGCUGGAUUUCAGUAAGUUUAAUAUCUGUCGUCACCAUACUUACCCGUGUGGAUGGUUAGGUGCAGACGUGGUCAGCUAAUGAUCUCCGGAUUUGAGUUACUUGGAUUCAGGUCCGAAUCACGUGGACCUGUCCAUUCAGGACCUGACCACCGAACGUCUACACCUUAUCACACCGAACUUAGUUCGAUGGAAAUUAAAUUGAAAAUCAAUUGUAGUCAUGAAAAAAAAAAUUGCUUCUUCUCUGAGCACAUGACCAUUGCAGUUGGCUACAAAUUAGCUAAUGACCUGAGAGUCUGCUUGGCACUCUCUACAUCCGAUAUCCUGAGGGCACAUGUCGUACCCAGACUGCGCGCGGUUCCUAUGAUAUUAACCUUGGUUACUAUGUAACCUCAUAAUAUGUAAUCGUAAAUAAUGUAUUUACUAAUGUAUUUGCAACACUCAUUCUUUGUCUGGUGUUAGAUGAUAUGGUGGCCACAUAUGGGCAUGUUGCUGUCAUUGUAGCUUAAUGGAUUUCAAAUUGAAAGUCAAGACAAUUAUGUCAAUUUAUUUAUUAAACUACAACAUUGUUUUAGGAAUGACUCAUUUAUAGCAAGAACAUUACUUGCAGCUAUUGACCACAACAGCCAUCUCUUCAGACAAGCAGCUUUGAACAGGGAUGGAAAGAAGAAAUACAACAAAGUGUACAGCAAGCGUUCAAAAAACUGGAGAGUGACGGCUGUAUUAGAAGAGAAGACCUAUGACUUCUGGCCAGCUCUAACUUCUGGCAUCCUGCAGAGGAAGAUUGAUGACAAGGAUAAUAUCCUAAAAAAGUAG
This is a messenger RNA of Paramuricea clavata, 4354 nucleotides long. The record is from the annotation of a GenBank genome assembly. NCBI's taxonomy places the organism in Eukaryota, Metazoa, Cnidaria, Anthozoa, Malacalcyonacea, Plexauridae.